Messenger RNA from Elaeis guineensis (African oil palm), 1899 nucleotides. The record is from RefSeq and is a predicted model, not a curated record. Lineage: Eukaryota; Viridiplantae; Streptophyta; Magnoliopsida; Arecales; Arecaceae.
AUGGUAAGGGCAGCAGCUUGGCGGAAGCUUUUCCUUUUCCUUGUUCUUCUCCUUCCAUUGUGCUCGGCGGCUGAUGUGACGUACGACCACCGGGCGCUGGUGAUCAAUGGGGCUCGCCGGGUGCUCAUCUCCGGCUCCAUCCAUUACCCCCGCAGCACCCCCGAGAUGUGGGCGGGUCUGAUCGACAAUGCCAAGAACGGCGGGCUGGACGUCAUCGAGACCUACGUCUUCUGGAACCUCCACGAACCCGUCCAGAGCCAGUAUGACUUCGAAGGGAGGAAGGACCUGGUGAGGUUUGUGAAGACGGUCGCGGAGGCCGGCCUUUACGUUCAUCUCCGGAUUGGGCCUUACGUCUGUGCGGAGUGGAAUUACGGGGGAUUCCCGCUCUGGUUGCAUUUCAUCCCCGGAAUCAAAUUCAGGACCGACAACGAGCCCUUCAAGACGGAGAUGCAGCGUUUCACGGCGAAGAUCGUCGACAUGAUGAAGCAGGAGAAGCUGUAUGCAUCCCAAGGUGGACCCAUCAUCUUAUCUCAGAUCGAGAACGAGUAUGGGAAUAUCGACGCUGCCUAUGGUUCGGCAGCCAAGUCUUACAUCAAUUGGUCCGCAUCCAUGGCUACCUCUCUAGACACGGGCGUGCCCUGGGUGAUGUGCCAGCAAUCCGAUGCCCCUGACCCUAUAAUCAACACCUGCAAUGGGUUUUACUGUGAUUCAUUCACUCCGAACUCGGACAAGAAGCCUAAGAUUUGGACGGAGGCCUGGAGCGGAUGGUUCCUUUCUUUUGGUGGUAGAGCGCCAUAUCGACCGGUUGAGGACCUUGCAUUUGCCGUUGCCCGUUUUUUCCAACGUGGUGGUACCUUCCAAAACUACUACAUGUAUCAUGGUGGAACAAACUUUGGACGCACCUCUGGGGGGCCAUUUAUUGCCACAAGCUAUGACUAUGAUGCUCCAAUCGAUGAGUACGGAAUUAUUAGGCAACCUAAAUGGGGUCACCUAAGAGAUCUACACAAAGCAAUAAAGCUCUGCGAAGCAGCAUUGAUAGCAACAGAUCCAACAUACACUUCUCUUGGUCCAAAUUUGGAGGCCCAUGUGUACAAGGGAGGGUCAGGGGUCUGUGCGGCAUUUCUUGCCAACAUUGGCACCCAGUCUGAUGCAACUGUUACUUUUAAUGGCAAGUCAUAUCAUUUACCUGCAUGGUCAGUGAGCAUCCUGCCUGAUUGUCGGAAUGUUGUCUUUAAUACUGCUCAGAUUAGCUCUCAAGCUACUCAUUUGGAGAUGAGAUAUCUAACCUCCAAUAGUCAAGAUUCAGAUCAACCCAUUGAUUCCUCUAAAGCAUCUCAAUCAGACUGGAGUUUUGCCAUUGAACCUGUUGGUAUCUCAAAGAGUGAUGCUUUCACAAAAAGUGGAUUACUGGAGCAGAUAAAUACUACUGCUGAUGUUAGUGAUUAUCUGUGGUACUCAAUAAGCAUUGAGAUCAAGGGUGAUGAACAGUUCCUUUUUAAUGGUACUCAAUCUAAUCUGCAUGUGGAAUCACUUGGCCAUGUCGUUCAUGCAUUUGUCAAUGGGAAACUAUCAGGCAGUGGGAUGGGCAAUAGUGGCAAUGCAAAGGUCACAUUGGAGAAGCCUGUUACACUUGUACAAGGAAAGAAUACGAUUGAUCUUUUGAGUGCAACUGUUGGCCUACAGAACUAUGGUGCAUUUUUCGAUUUAUGGGGUGCUGGAAUUACUGGUCCUGUGAAGCUGAAGGGCCAAGAUGGCACAAAAGAUCUAUCUUCAGAUGAAUGGACAUAUCAGAUUGGACUUAAAGGGGAAGAGUUGGCUUUGUAUGAUAACUCUAAGGAUUCAUCGCAAUGGGUCUCACAGCCUACCUUGCCAAAGGGUCGACCAUUAAUAUGGUACAAG